AUGCGGAAAUUCUAUCUAUGCAACUUAUGCAAAUUUCAGGUUGUCGCAAUCAUCUCUGUGUUUUUUCUAAUCACAGCCAUAUUGGUAUUCUGUUUAAAAACGCAUCCAGGUCUUCGAAUAUCAGAGAUAACUCCAAUUGGGAAUUUAUCGCGAGAAGCACGAGCAGCCAGUCAUUAUAAGUACAGGCCAGCUGGUCUUACUGUGGAUAAAACCAAUUCUAAAGCUCAUCCAGGGUUCAUGAUGGUGGAAACACUUUGCAAUAUAUGGUUUACCAUUGAAAUAGUGAUACGGUUUACAUGUUGUCCGUCAAGGAUAGAGUAUUUGAAGGCUCCAGUAAACUUGAUUGAUAUCGUUGCUACGGUUACUUUUUAUAUGGACGCUCCAGUAAACCUGAUCGAUAUCGUUGCUACGGUUACUUUUUAUAUGGACGUAAUUUUCAAUACCUUUGGUGCCUCAGCGGAUUUGGAAUUCUUUUCAAUCAUUAGAAUUAUGCGGUUAUUCAAGCUCACUCAUCAUAAUAGCGGGUUGAAAAUUCUUAUGCAUACAUUCAGGUGA
Messenger RNA from Strongylus vulgaris, 555 nucleotides. The record is from the annotation of a GenBank genome assembly. NCBI's taxonomy places the organism in Eukaryota, Metazoa, Nematoda, Chromadorea, Rhabditida, Strongylidae.